AUGCAACGCUGCCACAAUGUGACACUGCAGCGCUUACGUGCAGAGAAAUGAGACUCCUGCAACCUCCCGAGGGGAAAUUCUUCAGGUCUCUCUGCUGCCCGUGACUCAUUCUCAGUUCAUCCUGCGCUGCAAGUUGCUGGGAUCCGUGCUCCUUGUUUAUUUUCAGACGGAGUGGUCAUAACAACACCGUCACGAGAAGAAAUUAAAAAUAACAUCUUGCAGGUUGCUGAAGACGAGAGGUUAGCACAACAGCAGGCGAGCCUGGACACUUGUGCCCCGGUGCGAGUCCGUCUUUAAGCUGCGGGCUGGCCGGCUGACUCACUCCACUUCCUGGUUGCGUCGGAGCUUGAGAGCAACAUCUGGUGUGGGGACACGGGGUACAAUCACGGCAGCUGCAGCCUCAGCCGGCGGCUUCUCGGCAAGAGCGGGUGCCCUCACAACUUGGGGUUCGGUCACCGUGUGAAGGAAAGUGGCCCCGAACGGCACCCAUGGCGACCGUAACGUGCAGGGUGCAGUAUCUGGACGACGUGGACCCGUUCGUCUGCACCAACUUCCCCGAGCCCAGGAGACCGCCGGUUUACAACCUGUACGAAACCAUCCCCCUCAUCGCCCAAGUGGCGGGAGUUCACAAGCUGCUGGAUGCCCCGCUCAAGUUGGAAGACUGUGCACUGCAGAUAGGUCCGAAUGGAAAUUACUUGGAUCUGGAGCUGUCACUGGAUGAACAGAGAGAUGACCUUGAAGGAUUUUUUGAAGAAGUUGGCAAAGGGAGACGUCCUACCCUAAUCCUCCGGACACAGCUGUCUAUACGAGUUCAUGCCAUUAUAGAAAAGCUGUACAACUCAACAGGCCCUGAUUUAAGAAGAUCACUUUUCUCUUUGAAACAGCUAUUUCAGGAUGACAAAGAUCUGGUGCCUGAGUUUGUCAAUGCUGAAGGACUGACAUGCCUGAUCAAAGUGGGAGCAGAGGCAGACCAGAACUACCAGAACUACAUCUUAAGAGCUCUGAGCCAGAUUAUGCUGUUUGUGGAUGGGAUGAAUGGAGUUAUUAACCAUAAUGAGACUGUCCAGUGGCUGUACACUCUCACAGGGAGCAUGCACCGUUUGGUGGUGAAGACUGCUCUGAAACUCUUGUUGGUGUUUGUAGAAUAUACAGAGAGCAACGUGGCUCUUCUGAUCCAAGCUGUCAACAUUGUGGACGAUAAAAGAUGCACAAAGAAAUGGACAAGUUUAGUUGAAAUUUUGGAGGAGAAGAAUGGAGCUGAUUCCGAGCUGCUUGUUUUCACUAUGACACUUAUUAACAAGACCUUAGGAGCUCUUCCAGACCAGGAUUCAUUCUACGAUGUUACUGAUUGUCUUGAGCAACAGGGAAUGGAAAACAUCAUCCAAAGGCACAUGAGUAAUAAAGGAACUGACCCAGACUUAAAGCAGCAGUUUACCAUUUAUGAGAAUGCACUGAAGCAUGAGGAUGGUGAAGAUGAUGGGCACACACCAAAUGCACGAAGGGACAGAAGAAAGCUGACCCCAAAUGGGGAUGAUGGACGAAAAAACAGACGAUCUUCAGGACAAAAUAUGGCUGAGCUGUCACCAACCAGGCCAGCACAGGCUGCUCCUCACAAACUAACCCCUGAAGGAAUGAGCCCCUGCAGUCCCACAACACAGGACAUUAAGACUUCAAAGGUGAUUUCUAUCCAUCCAGAGCAACCUGAUGACCAAACACAAUCUACAAUAACUUCAACCGUACCUGCAACCCCUGCAAGAGACCUAAACUCACCAUCUGUAAACCAAGUGAAAACUUCAACACAGCCUGCUGUUCAAAAUCUAUAUUCGUCGUUUAGUAAGCCAGAUCUGCUGAGCACAUCUUCAGAAAAGAAAACCAUGAAAGCAGGCCCUGGAGAAAGAAGUAUUUUCAAGGCUGAGAGGAUUCCUAUUAGGGAUAAACCAGUUCUGAAAAAGUAUGAAAAUCGCUUUUUAGAAAAUCUUGUUGCAUCGCAAAAAGAGAGGGAUGUGAACAAGUCAUCUUUAUCUCAUGUGAUGUCCACGGUUAGAACCCCUGAUGCAAUUGAGGCACUAAGUGAAAAGGAACAACAGAAUGAAGCGUUAAAUGAAAGAGAACCAUGUUCAGCCUCCAGCAGCUCUUCGACCAGCAGUACGUUGGAGAGGGAAGAGAGAGAAGACAGACAGGGGGGCGAUAAUGAGACAGCAGGUCGGUGCCUUAUCCGCCAGUCCAGUUUGGAUCAGUGCAGUGCUAUCUCCAGUGACAAGAAGUUCAUGCUGGACAUGUUGUAUGCAAAAACCAAGGCCAGCAACUUGCAAGUAACCCAGGAGGAGGUCUCUACUGCAGGUGAGAAGAAAUUUGCAGAAGAGGCUUCGAUGGAAUCUACUGAGAGCUUGAUCAAACGCUUUUCCAAGCAGGACAUCCAUCAAAAUGAAGAAAGUCAAAAGAAGCCUGCAAUUGAAAGCAUCCCUGGGAAUGUAAAAGCCACUUUAGAGAAACUUGCUGAACCUCAGAUCAAGGCUUUGAAGGAACAGUUGAGUAUUGAGGCCGAACUGAAUGAGAAGAAUAUAGAGAAAACUCCUAUAAUUAUGCCAUUGAAGAAAGACUCUGAAUACAUGUGGGAUCAACUUGAAUCAAGUCCAAGAGAGCUGAAGAUCAAAGAUUUAGACUUCACAGAUCUCCAAGAUGAGGAGGACAUAGAUGUUUUGGAUGCAGACUCUGGUGUGGCCGAUAAACUAGCUGUUCCAUCACCUGGUAGUUCAGUGGUUCCACCUGUACCACCUCCUCCUCCUCCUCCUCCUCCACCACCUGGGUGUCCACCACCUCCUCCACCACCACCACCACCACCACCACCACCAUCUUUUGGACAAGUUCCCAGCCCUCCUCUCCCUCCCCCACCUCCACCUUCUAAUUUAUCAUCACCCCAAGGAGCAGACUCUGCAUUUACAAAGAAGAGAAAAACUGUUAAGCUCUUCUGGAAGGAACUAAAACAACCAGAAGGCCCUUUCAGGAGCUGUAAAUUUGGCCGGGGAACAGUCUGGGCUUCCUUAGAUAAAGUGACUGUGGACACUACUAAAUUAGAACACUUGUUUGAAUCUAAAGCAAAGGAACUACCUACAAAGAAAGGAGGGGAUGCCAAGAAGCAAGGGUUAAUCAUACUGGAUCCAAAGAGAAGUAAUGCAAUUAACAUCGGUCUUACAGUGUUGCCUCCAGUGCACAUCAUCAAAAAUGCCAUUCUCAACUUUGAUGAAUAUGCAAUCAACAAAGAAGGCAUUGAGAAAAUUUUGACCAUGGUUCCCACUGAAGAAGAGAAGCAGAAGAUCCAAGAAGCUCAGUUGGCAAAUCCUGAUGUUCCCCUGGGUACAGCUGAGCAAUUCCUCUUAACCUUGUCCUCCAUCAAUGGGAUCAAGGCCAGGCUGCAGCUCUGGGCUUUUAAACUAGACUACGAGGUCAUGGAAAAGGAAAUAGCUGAACCAUUGUUUGACUUGAAGCUUGGAAUGGAGCAGCUUGCGAAGAAUAAAACCUUUAAAUCGCUUUUGGCAACUCUGCUUGCUAUUGGAAAUUUUCUGAAUAACUCUAGUGCCAAAGGAUUUGAACUGAGUUAUUUGGAGAAAGUGUCUGAAGUGAAAGAUACUAUCCAGAGGCAAUCUUUGCUGUACCAUACAUGUAACCUGGUAGUGGAGAACUUCCCAGACACAACAGAUGUAUAUUCAGAAAUUGCAGCGAUUGCAAGAUCUGCCAAGGUUGACUUUGACCAACUGGCAGAAAGUCUUGUUCAGCUGGAGAAGAAAUGCAAAGCUUCGUGGGAUCACUUGAAAGUUAUAGCUAAACAUGAAACAAAGCCUGUUUUAAAAAAUAAGAUGACAGAAUUUCUAAAGGACAGCACAGAAAGGAUUAUAAUCCUCAAAGUGGUACAUCGUAGAAUUAUAAACAGGUUCCAUUCUUUUCUUUUGUACCUCGGUCAUCCUUCAAACUCUGCCCGGGAGCUGAAGAUUACCAGGUUCUGUAAAAUAAUUAGUGAAUUUGCACUAGAAUAUCGGACCACACGAGAACGGGUGCUGCAGCAGAAGCAGAAACGAGCUGCUUACCGGGAGAGGAACAAGACACGGGGCAAAAUGAUCACAGAGACGGCAAAAUUCUCCACUGCGGCCGGCAGUACUGAGAGCACCCAAGCACCUGACGUGUCUGAUCACCAGCCACAGGCAGAUGAAGCACACGAAAACAUGAAAAAUGUUUUGACCACACCCGAGCCACAGACUCGAAGGAGCAAAAGCAACAGAUCUGUUGGAAGACUCAGCCCACCAAAUCUCUCCACCCCUAAAGAUGAAGCAGCAAGUCCAGCUGAUGAUGCUACUGAUGAAAUCAUGGACCUCCUGGUAAAAUCUGUCACACAGAAUCCUGAUCAGAGGCCAUCUACUCCCAAGGAACGCAAAAGAUCAAGAGCAAACAGGAAAUCCUUGCGAAGAACCCUGAAGAGUGGCUUGACCCCUGAUGUAGUCCAAGCAUUGGGUUUGUCUAAAGCACCAGAAGUAGAAGUAUAAAACGACUUGAAUACAGAUGAAACACAAUUUGGUGCCUUAGCAUUCAGACAUCUAAGCUAACUGUGCAAAAUAUACAGAAAACAUGUUUGUAUUGCUCAGAUUUGUGGCAAGCUCUAGAACUUUACAAAUACCCUUAAUUGUUAUGGGCCUGGGCCUUAUCUUCACAUAUUGUUGGAUGGAAUCCUGUAUUGAACAUAAAUCAUUUGCAUAGGGUUCACUAAAGUUGAUAGUCCAACUCAUUCUAGGUAAUGGCUUUGGAGGGCAAAUAGAAGUUCAACCAAAGCGGUCAUAAAUGUCCCUUCUCCAGUUGAGCUCCAGAAGAUAUUUUCUGCCUAGAUUAUAAGCAUUCAAUCAAAAGCCUGCAUUUAUAUUCUUCCCCAAAAAUCUUUAUCCAGUACUUUCUUGAAGGCAGUGAUUCUUGCUGGGGUCCAAUCCUCUGGGUAUUGUUCGCCUUCCAGCUUACAUGUGUGAGCUUGGAUAGUAGUGGUAGCAAGCAAUUAGGAGAUGAAGGGCAUCCCAACUCAACCUGAUCCUGUCCCCAACCAACGUGCACCUAUGCACUUCCAGAGGAAACUCAAUACAAGGGAAUCUUUCAUGCAAGCACUGGCUUAUCAACACAAGACAUUAAGAGCCCACCCUUCUGCAGUAAUUAACAAACUGACUGUGGACCAGGGAUUGAAUUUGCGGCCUCCUAGGUAUAUAUGGCUCGCCCACAUGUGUUUUAACUCUUUGAGCCAACGGGGUUUGCCACUAAACUUUAAAUACUAUGGAGAUUUUAUUAGCUUUGGGUUAAAUAGAACAUUUAUGUCUAUAACCAUAUGUUUUAAAUUUGUAAAAUUGCUGGUUUUUAACCAUGUUGUAAAAAUAUUUUGAACUGACAGGGUGGAGAAUUGAAGUGAAUAAUAAUGAAUUACUACAUUGUAGUUUAAAAAAAAAGGAUAAAGUCUUGUUCAGUUGUUAAGAUAACAAUAAAAGUGUAUUUGGAGUUGUCUUUAUGUAGCAUGAUAAAAAUCUGUUAGCAGAUAUGCACAGAGCAUACUCUGUGUUAUCCAUAUUAUGGAUAUAAAUUUGCACUUGGAUGUCACCUUUAUCUUUUGGCAGUAUUAAGAUCACACUUUAAAAACCACUAAUUGACAGCUCAAUAAAUAUAUUAGUAGCAGGAUAAUCCUGACUGCAGUGUAUAAUGCUCCAAAUGCACCUUCCCUGAGUGUUUUGCAAGCUGACUUAAGCAAAUAUGCAGAUUUAAGCAAUAUACUCGCUGUUACAAAUGCAUACCAUUCUAAUUUUUUUUAGUAAAAAAAAGGUCAACGGUCCAUUAGGAUUGUGUGAUGUAUUUUGAUAAACUUUAUUUUUAUCUAUGAAAUAUUGUUUUUGAAUGUUUGUAUAAGUAUUAUUGGAGCAAUUAAAUGUUUCACAUUUUUCUCGUGA
Molecule: messenger RNA, 5963 nt
Organism: Pristis pectinata (smalltooth sawfish)
Lineage: Eukaryota; Metazoa; Chordata; Chondrichthyes; Rhinopristiformes; Pristidae
Gene: fhod1
Product: formin homology 2 domain containing 1
Exons: 24
Coding region: 489-4535 (1348 amino acids)
Biological process (GO): cortical actin cytoskeleton organization; actin filament network formation
Cellular component (GO): cytoskeleton; cytoplasm
Molecular function (GO): actin filament binding
Source: RefSeq, a predicted model, not a curated record